This is a messenger RNA of Olea europaea var. sylvestris, 1336 nucleotides long. Its product is annotated as syntaxin-132-like. Gene Ontology annotation, cellular component: SNARE complex; endomembrane system; plasma membrane. Gene Ontology annotation, molecular function: SNARE binding; SNAP receptor activity. Lineage: Eukaryota; Viridiplantae; Streptophyta; Magnoliopsida; Lamiales; Oleaceae. Bases 204 to 1130 code for a protein of 308 amino acids. Gene Ontology annotation, biological process: exocytosis; intracellular protein transport; vesicle fusion. The transcript has 13 exons. The record is from RefSeq and is a predicted model, not a curated record.
CUUUCUGUGUUCUGCUUUUCCUACAGGAAAACACCAAUUCUCUCUCCACACUUUUUCUUUUACAAAACACAAACACCCAAAAAAUAAAAAAUAUAUAUCUAUAUAUAUAUAGAAACAGAUAAAGGGGAAGGAGUAGAGAGACAGGAAAAUCAAAACACUUUGUCACAGAUUUCGCACUCUCCAUCUUCUUCAAUUGCUCCAAUAUGAACGACCUUUUAACGGAUUCGUUCGAGGUACCGCGGGAUCAAGCUUCUAGGAAUGGAGAUAUUGAAAUGGGAACACAACUCGCACAAAAUUCAGGAGAUUUAGGCUUGGACAACUUCUUUAAGCAGGUUCAAGAGAUUGAGAAAAAUUAUGAAAAACUCGAUAAGCUACUGAAAAAGCUUCAGGAUGCUCAUGAGGAAUGCAAGGCCAUAACCAAGGCUGCUGCUAUGAAAGCAAUCAAGAAACGAAUGGAGAAGGAUGUUGAUGAAGUUGGAAAAAUUGCCCGCCUAAUUAAAUCAAAAAUUGAGGAACUUGACAGAGAGAAUUUAGCCAAUAGACAAAAGCCUGGAUGUGGAAAAGGAUCGGGCGUUGACAGAUCAAGAACAGCAACUACAGUUGCCAUGAAGAAGAAGUUCAAAGACAAGAUGUCUGAAUUUCAGACUUUAAGAGAAAGCAUCCAUCAAGAGUAUCGUGAAGUAGUCGAGAGGCGUGUAUUCACAGUGACGGGAAAUCGAGCCGAUGAAGAGACAAUUGAUAAAUUAAUAGAGACUGGGGAUAGCGAACAGAUUUUCCAAAAAGCAAUUCAAGAGCAAGGGCGAGGCCAGAUAAUGGACACGCUUGCAGAAAUUCAAGAGCGUCAUGAUGCUGUUAGAGAUUUAGAGAAGAAGCUUCUUGACUUGCAACAGAUAUUCAUGGACAUGGCAGUAUUGGUGGAUGCUCAAGGAGACAUGCUCAACAAUAUUGAAUCACAGGUUUCGUCUGCUGUUGACCAUGUGCAUUCCGGGAAUACCGCACUUCAGAAAGCAAAAAGGUUACAGAAAAACUCGAGGAAAUGGAUGUGCAUUGCUAUUGUCAUUCUCCUUAUUAUCGUCGCAAUAAUCGUUGUGGGCGUGCUCAAGCCAUGGCAGAACAAUAAUGGUGCUUAGCUAUUCACCACAAUUUAUUGUAUAAACAGAAAAAUGAUGCUAAAUGGAAUUGUUUUCCUACUUACACUCCAUUAUAGCUAUUUCUUUUAUUCUUGCAGUCAAUACUUUUGGAUUUGUGUGUGCGCGCCCAGUAAAGUUUAUAUACAAGUUUACUAUUUGCAAGUGUAACGUUAUAUCUUCAAAAAUAUGCUCAUUGUUUGCUUUAA